Molecule: messenger RNA, 1892 nt
Organism: Tuber aestivum (summer truffle)
Lineage: Eukaryota; Fungi; Ascomycota; Pezizomycetes; Pezizales; Tuberaceae
Source: the annotation of a GenBank genome assembly
GGCCUCAGUGCCUCCAAAAUCCCGGACGGCUGUGGCGUCGCCAGCCACCACUACCCGCCGCCACAGCUAAAUUAUAACGAGAGGUGUCCUCAGUUCCCGCGCCCCCGACCAGAGCGUACUGUGCAGUACUGGCAUGGUACUGUACUCGUACUCGUACACUCCAGAACGUUGGCUGUUUCUACCCUCUCUCCCUUUUCCUCAUCGCGACAAACCGCCCCGCGGCAACUACCUUCACCCUCCUCCCUGCUAUAAAUACACAGCUUCGCGAAGACACAACUUUUUCCUGAAAAGAGAGAAAGGAAAUAAAUAAAAAAAUGUCUGCUCCUGUAGCCCAGUCACCCCCAACAGCCUCUCCGGAAGCACUGGCUGUGGCCGAGUUCCUUCGUUCGCAGGAUCUCAAGUGCAGGACUUGUAUCUUGCAGGGGCAGAGGAAGGAUUUGUUUAAAGGUAAUCCCACGUCCCCGCCUUCAUCCUGCAACCUUUCCUCUUUCCGGGGUGACGCAGCUGCUCAUGGGAUUGUGCCCUUCGUAAGAUUCAUCCCUCGGGAGGAGGAUGCCUUCUCAGGGCGAUGAGCGAUCACCGGCAAGGGGGAUCUUUUGAAGGGUGCAAUCUCGCGAGGACCGAGACUACGUUAUCUGCAAUUUGAUAUAAUGUGUGGAGGAAAUGGCUAACGAUGGUAACGACGCACCAUAGUCAAGCGAGCCCUCCGAGCCCUCAUGUCAGAAGCCUACACAAAAGCUCGAAAGAAGAACGCCCUUCUGCCCUCGGUGACAGACCACAACUCAGCCAUCCUUGCAUUUUCCCUCCUCCCACGCAACCUCCUAGCUCUCCGCGUCAGCAAGAUCGACCCGGGAGCCGAUGACGGUCACGGCCACGGGCACUCGCACGGCAAACCUGCGAAGCGGAUCAAGGGGCUCUGGACCGUCAAGAUCGAACAACAACAGGAGUUGCGCGGUGAGCUAUAUUACACGUGGUUCUACGAGCCGCGCACCUGGAAGCAGACCAUCAUGGCCAUCGGCGUUAUCGUCGUUUUGCUGCUCGUCGUCAUGUUCCCGCUUUGGCCGCCAAUGCUUAGACUGGGGGUUUGGUAUCUGUCCAUGGGCAUGCUAGGGCUUAUUGGGCUGUUCAUCUUGAUGAGCAUCUUCAGGCUUAUUUUGUUCUUGGUUACCACUGUUGUGCUGUCCCCUGGCAUUUGGCUGUACCCGAACUUGUUCGAGGAUGUUGGCUUCUUUGACAGCUUCAGGCCCCUUUGGGCAUGGCACAAGGUAUGACCCAUUGGCGGAUUAUUCAGUUGCCGGUCCUGUGGCUAACCAUUGCGCAGGUUAAGAAGUCCAAGAAAGGCGAGAAGAGGACAGCGAUUGAAGGCAAGAUCACCGAAAUCACCGAUGAGAAGUCGGCCGCUCCCGCUUCUACUCAACCAUCUUCGGCGCCCACCUCCACCGUCAUGCCUCCUAAGCCCACUGUCGAGGAUGGUUGAAACCCGUCAGCCAUAAGCUAGCUGUUUCAUUUUUACCCUAUUCUUUAUUUUCCCUAUAUAUAUUUUAUCAUUGGGUAGACGGCCGUUUUGCGAUUGCACGACCGAAAUGGCCAUAAGGGACAGGGUGGGCAACAACAGUGUGUGAGUGCGGCCACCCCUGCGGAGAUUAGGGGGGCUUUUUGAUAUAAAAAUGGAGUAUCGUCGUUCCCAAAUUAUUUCUUGCAAGGGAGCAAGAGAACAACUCCACAAUAUCGUUAUUCCGAAAGUUUGGGCUUCCGUUGUUCUUUCUUACUAUGUUUCUUUCUUUUCUUUUCUUUUCUUUUCUUUUCUUUUCUUUUCUUUUCUUUUUGUUUCCUAUGAAAAGCUAGGCUUGAUCUUAUUCCUCUAAAAUACCGUAAUGCAAUCAAUCAUAGUA